CAUUUAUCAGCUCGAGAUCUGCUCCUCUCCUGCAUGCGGCGUACCACCUUGGUCUUGGCUUUUUCAGCCUUGCAUCUCGUCUAGCAGCUGUCCAAUCGCGCUUUUGCUUUUCCCAGCCUUGUCGUCGUUCUCGCCCCCCGAACCGCUCAGGUGAACCAAUGAAAGGACGACAUCUGCAGCUGUUCGUAAUGCCGUGAACGCCAUGCAGGAUUGCUGAUGCAGUUUGGUCGAACAGGUUGCUUUCUAGGAUAGCAGCUUCGGUCAAAUCCGAAUUGGAUUUGGGACUCCGCGCCGGACCUGAAACCUAUUUAUUGCGCCUUGAGACUCGAUCAGGGAGCGAGGAUAGUUACUGUGCGGCGCGAAGUGAUGGCUUCUACUCAUGGACACUCCCACCAGAAUGGCGCUGAUGGGCGCAAUGCAUGCUGUGAGCCACAAGCCAAGAAGAACCAGCAACAUGUAGGGAACCACAAGCCAUACACUUAUGCCAAAAUUGCGCGAAAGCGCGGCGCUAUUCGUAUACUCAAGCUCUAUCCAAGCAAUCCACAAAACCCCGACGUCGAAUGCGAGUUGAUCGAGAGUGGCACAGAUGGUAUUGAGAAGUAUGAGGCUUUAUCGUGGUGCUGGGGAAAGGAGCAAAAGGAGAACUUCAUCAACAUCAGGCAAAAGAACAAGAUAUAUGUGAAGAAGGUCCAGCCCAACCUAUUUGAGGCUCUGAAAGCACUUCGGUACCGGACUAAGGACCGUUAUCUAUGGGUGGAUGCCGUGUGCAUCGAUCAAGAAAAUCUUGAAGAAAAGAAUCACCAGGUGGAAAUGAUGUUUGAGAUAUAUGGGAAAGCGAGCAAGGUUUGCAUCUGGCUUGGGACGGCAAAUGACUCAAGUUGCCUUGCUCUACGGUUCAUUGAGAACGAAGUGUUGCACUUGAAAGAUUUUGACAGGCUAUGCGAACAGCGCGACGCAAGCGAAAAAUGGGAGGCACUGUUAGAAUUAAUGCAACGACCUUGGUUCUCUCGGAGAUGGGUUGUACAGGAAAUUGCCUUGGCACAAGAGGCGACUGUAUAUUGCGGAGAGCAUUCUAUUGGAUGGAGAGAUUUCGCCGUCGCUGUGGAGCUCUUUGUUGAGGUCGAAACAGCUACCCAUCGGUUGUCUGAGGUGAUGAGAAAGGACUCGAGAGAUAAACACGUUCCUGGAUUGUUCGAGUAUGUGUCCGCUCUGGGCGCCAGCCUGCUCGUUGAUGCGACAGAUCGUCUCUUCCGAGAUUUCAAGCAAGAGCACCAGAUCAGUGAAGAGAAGGAUAAGCAUGAGGAUGAGGAUGUUGACUCCGACUCUGAUAACGAUGAAGACGUGGCCAACUUAACACCGAAUGGCAGUGAAAAUAAGCCAGAAAAGUCCACUGUGGUAGCCAAAAAUCAGAUGCGACCACUUCUCAGCCUCGAAUACCUGGUCUCCAGCCUUACGAUCUUUGAUACCACGAUGCCACAUGACACAAUUUAUGCGCUUCUUGCCAUCGCAAAAGACACCACUCCACAAGCCGCGAGCCGACAUACCGAUGAUCAUAGAUCUACCGACUAUGUCCGCCAAGGUCUUGAAGUUUUCACCCAACGUAAACGAUACAACGUAAAUUAUGAUCUGCCUUACGUGGAUGUUUGCAGAGAAUUCAUCGAGUUCGCUAUUGCAAGAUCCAUGCAAGUCGACCCAAGCCGAGCUUUGGACGUCAUAUGCCGACCAUGGGCCACGAACCAAAAGAUGCUCAAUGCGACGAAGGUACAGCAAGAAAAGGAGCACCAACGGAAGAUUAGUGACAUGAAGAAAGAGCGAGUCGAAAGUCAGCGGCGUCCAAUUCAUCGAGGCUCUUCCUUCGGCAGUCGACGUGAUAGCGCUCAACCUCAAGAUCAGGGCGAGGAAUCAAAGAAAUUGCAGGGUGAGAUUGAGAGCUACGAGGCGAAGAAAAAAGAAGACAUGGAAUUGCCUUCUUGGGUUCCACAGCUCAGUGGAGCUCCAUUUGGCAUGUACCAACAAGCUGGCAUCACGGGUCUUAAAAUGAGCCGGAAGAAUGCAGACCCUCUUGUCGGCCUCCCCAGUACCACACACAAGAUCUACGCGGCCGCAGAAACCAAAAAGGUUGACACGAAGACGCUAAAGUUCCGCAAAAGAUCUGACCCAGAACUCAACCAUUACAGCAUGUACGUCAGAGGUUUUGAGCUUGACAGCAUCGAACGAGUGGAGCAGGCUUCGCUGAACGGCCAGAUUCCAAGAGAAUGGGCAGAACUUGCUGGCUGGGAGGAUGCUAAGGGGAAACCGCCAGAAGCUUUCUGGAGAACACUCGUUGCUGACCGCGGAAAAGACGGAAAGAAUCCACCGGUAUACUACUCAAAGGCUUGUGCGGAGUCUUUCAACAAAGGAGGAUACCAGAGCGGGGCGGUGAACACUGCUGACUUGAUUUACUGGGAGCGAAACUCGGUGGUCUCCCAAUUUUGCCGCCGAGUCCAAGCAGUCAUCUGGAAUCGCGCUCUUGUCAAGACCAGGAAGGGGCGUUUUGGCCUCGUGGAUAAAGACGUAAAAGAGGGCGAUCUAGUGUGCAUUUUCUAUGGCCUGAGUGUUCCAGUGGUACUUCGAAAAAGCUCCAUGAAAGAGCCAAGCGUGUAUCAAAAAGAACUUGAGUGGGAGGCCAACUUUCUCGUUAAUAUGGUAUACAGCUGCUGGAAAGAUGUCAAGGCGCGUAGGCACCAGCAUGAGCUACGUAAACGUGCUGAGAUGGCAACUCUCAUCCGUCAAUGGCUGAAAAAGUCGAAAUGGUUUCGCAACAACAUCCUAACACUUCAAGGCCCGGUCGAUCCCGAAUCAGAUCAAGACUUGAUCAGAGAUGCACUUAAAGCAUUCGAUGAUUUCAGAGUGGAAAACAGAAAAAAGGCUUGGCCUCCUAUCGCAACUCGAUUGGAGAAAGAGAGACGUGCUACGCUAGCAAGAAAACAGGGUUCUGCUGAAAGCUCGAAGGUGAAUGGCCACAGCAAGGAGGUUGAGACAACCCAGCCAAGCAGAGCAUCGACUGGAAUAUCAACAGGAAGACCGGCACAAUCUACUUCAGCGAAGGAGGAGGACUACGGCUUUGUCCACGAGACAUUGAAAGACGGCACCAACACCCGGAAGCGCCUAGUGGACUGGUGGGAAUUCGAGUACCAGCUGAAAGCUUUCCGCCGGUGGAAAGAGAUUAUCAAAGAGAGGAAAGAACGCAGAGUGGAAGAGUGGAGGGAUAUUAUGAACAUGGUAGAGCAGAUGAAGAAAAAGAAUGACUUUGAGCGGUUCUGCGUGUGGAGACAGAGAAACGGGUGGCAUGAAUAUACUGAUAACGAGAAAUGUUUUACUGACGAUGAGCAGAGCUACGCCAUAGACUACCAAAAGCAAACACAAGCUGGUUCUCUGGGAUCGUCUCGUGUGUCUUAUACCAUCCAAAAGGAUUCGCAGACCAGAUACAUGCAAACGGUCGUUACCGUCGAACUGCUGGAAAAGAUGCUCGCUCAGAAGAAGCUUGAACAGGCGCAUUUAUAUCAGGAGGGCAACGGCGACAUUUCAGGCCCCAGCUAUGCGGGGACUGCUGGUCUCCACGAUACAGGAGAUGGGCAUACCAUAUCUGGAGCUCAAGAAUUAUUCGACUCCGACGACGCCAUGGCCAGCUCCGUAGCUACACUUUUGCCGAGUAGAGUCGACACAUCAGCGGCAACUUUCGAGACAAAUCCAAGACUCCCAGUCCGACCAAGCUGGAUCAAGCCACCGCAACGGGAAGCAAUGCAAAAGGCCAGAGAGAAGUCAAAGGAGAGAGACAGAAAUCACAACGAGAUCAAAAAGCUCCAAAAAAGGGUUAAGACUACCUUCUUCAGUCAAGAAGAGCCUAAGAAGAAGGAGCGAACGCCAGAAGAUAUCAGGAACCAAGAAAAAGCUAUGCAAGAUCUCAAGGAAGCGCUAAAAGAGCGGUAUGGUGACGAUGGAUGGUACUCUUACAAGAUGUUGGGGGAGUGUUAUAUACAUGGCAUGAUGGACGGCGAGGCCAUGCUGCUUCAGAAUGAGGGCGACCCCACAGAUAAGGAGCAUACUGGCCAUAUUCCUUCCGUGGUGUUUGAGAUUCGCUGAGUAUUAAGGUGUGCGUUCAGCUGCAAUAUCUUCUCUUAUCAUUGGCGUUAUACCAGGAAUGACCAACAUUUGAUACC
Messenger RNA from Paraphaeosphaeria sporulosa, 4199 nucleotides. Its product is annotated as HET-domain-containing protein. Lineage: Eukaryota; Fungi; Ascomycota; Dothideomycetes; Pleosporales; Didymosphaeriaceae. The record is from RefSeq and is a predicted model, not a curated record. The transcript is spliced from 3 exons. Bases 367 to 4122 code for a protein of 1251 amino acids.